GUUAUAAUGCGCUAGCCAUAUUUGUACUCUCGAUCCAAGACUGGUGCGGCGUUUUAUAUGAUAUUCAUUGAACUGUUAGAGCUGAAAUCACACAACUUUGUAAUUUGUGUUACGACAAAAUUAUCACCAGGCAGACCGAAGCUCAUUUGAGGCCCAAAAUUACAUUCGAUGAAAGAUGAAUCCCGCAAACUUGCUAUCAGCCGCAAAGUCUGGAACCACUAGCAGUAUAUUGGAUUUUCUACGGAAACCUGUCAGCAUUCUGAGGCUUGUCUCAAUCCUAGUGUCUGUGAUAGUCUUUGGUUCUAUAUCAUCAGGUUGUCAUACGCAUCAAGGUAUUUGCAUUUUUGGCACAACGUCUAGUGCUUGUAAUCUCCCCGUUGCAAUCGGCGUCUUUGCCUUUCUUGGAGAAAUUCUUUUUCUCAUUAGCGAUUUUAUGUUUGAUUCAAUUUCCAACAUUAAAAGACGGAAACAUAUUAUAAUUGGUGAUUUGGGUUUCUCAGGUUUGUGGACAUUUCUAUGGUUUGUGAGCUUUUGUCUACUUGCUAACAAAUGGACAAACACUUCUGAUGAAUGGCUUGGACAACACAAAGUAGAAGGAUGGCAGGAAAGUAAUGCUCGUUCAGCGAUAGUCUUCUCCUUCUUGUCCAUUGCAAUUUGGGGUGGAAUCACAUUUUUCGCAUUGCAACGAUUUCGAAUAGGCCAAGCUGGUCUCACUCCAGAAGAAGGACUAGGUGAACCUGGUUCAACUAUGGAUCCAAAUACUGGUGUUCCAGGUCAGCCAUAUCCUGGUAUGAUGUCUGACCCGAUGAGCCAGCAGCAGCAACAACCUUAUGGUGGAAAUAUUCAACAGCCACCUGUAGGUGGUGUCGGCGGUCAAUAUUACGGACCAACCUAUUAACAAACUAAAGGGAGUCCUAAUCUAGAAGUUUAACAGCAAUGAUACUAUUAUCUGAUCUCAUUUGAUUUUAUGGUUUUAAGUUGAAACGUGGUUGAAUCUUGACUUCUUAUGUGUAGUUGAUGUCGUUAUUGUUAUUUAUCAUUCCAUUGGUUAUUAUUAUUCUGAGUUCUUUUUAUACCAUUGACUUGAUUUCAUUUUUUAUUUAUAUAUUGCUCUACUUCUUUUAUGACUGAAAAUGGGGUCAGGGAUGGGAGGGCGCGAGUCAAACAAUCGCAGAGACAAAUCCAUAUCGUUAGUUUAAACUGUUUCUCCUCCGUUCUGUCAGACAUUCCAUUAAACCGUGAUACAUUUUCUUGUGAAUUUAUAUUUAAAGCAUUUUUCAAACAUAUAUAUAUAUAUAUAUAUAUAU
Schistosoma intercalatum is the source of this 1307-nucleotide messenger RNA. The record is from the annotation of a GenBank genome assembly. NCBI's taxonomy places the organism in Eukaryota, Metazoa, Platyhelminthes, Trematoda, Strigeidida, Schistosomatidae.